This is a messenger RNA of Coregonus clupeaformis (lake whitefish), 1688 nucleotides long. RefSeq names its product E3 ubiquitin-protein ligase CHIP-like. Gene Ontology annotation, molecular function: ubiquitin protein ligase activity; protein-folding chaperone binding. NCBI's taxonomy places the organism in Eukaryota, Metazoa, Chordata, Actinopteri, Salmoniformes, Salmonidae. The record is from RefSeq and is a predicted model, not a curated record. The coding region runs from base 406 to 1272 and encodes 288 amino acids. The transcript has 8 exons. Gene Ontology annotation, cellular component: Z disc; cytoplasm. Gene Ontology annotation, biological process: protein quality control for misfolded or incompletely synthesized proteins; cellular response to misfolded protein; proteasome-mediated ubiquitin-dependent protein catabolic process.
GUCAUCAUCAAUGACUACCAGAAAUGUAUCAAAACAUUAUUAGCUAGGUAAAUUAGCUGGCUACGCAUUAGUGUAUCAUCCCAGCUAAAGCAAUACUACAGACUACACUAUGCCAAAUAGUAUCAAUUGAUUAUACACAUGUUUGGAUAGCUGUGCUUUUCGAUAUCGUUUGGCAGUUUGCAAGCUAGCUAUAUUCCAAAAUAUUCAACUGUCUGCGUAGGAAGAAGUAGACAGACAAGCUCUGUGAGAGGAGGCCAAAACCAGGACGAGAGCGAAGUCGUGGAGGCCGCUUGACACCUGAGGGGAGGGCAUCGAAACGCCAGCCGCAGCUCGGCCUGAGACACGGGUAGCAGUAUAGGGAAGCAGAGCGGAGAGGCCGCCGCCACGGCGGGGCCGGCGGACAAAAUGGCGGGCAGCCCCGAGAAGAGUGUCUCGGCGCAGGAGUGGAAGGAGCAGGGCAACCGCCUCUUCCUCAGCCGCAAGUACCAGGAGUCAGCCGCCUGCUACAGCAAAGCUAUCAAGCGGAACCCCUCGGUGUCUGUGUACUACACCAACCGGGCACUGUGCCACGUGAAGCUGCAGCAACACGAUAAGGCCCUGGCCGACUGCAAGCAGGCGCUGGAGCUGGACCCCCAGUCAGUCAAGGCCCUCUUCUUCCUGGGCCAGUGUCACCUGGAGAUGGAGAACUACGACGAGGCCAUCGGCAACCUGCAGAGAGCAUAUAACCUGGCAAAAGAGCAACGGUUGAACUUUGGCGACGACAUUCCCAGUGCCCUCCGGAUAGCCAAGAAGAAGCGCUGGAACAGCAUCGAGGAGAAGCGCAUUAACCAGGAGAACGAGCUGCACGCCUAUCUCACCAAACUCAUCCUGGCAGAGAAGAAGAGGGAACUGGAUGACAGCAGAGAGGAACAAGACGGCAAGUCGGAGGAAUGCAGAAGCCGACACGACCUCACUAAGUUCCAGUCCAAACAUGACAAGCAACUGUCAGACAUGGAGGAGCUCUUCUCUCAGCUGGAUGAGAAGAGGAAGAAGAGGGAGAUCCCAGACUACCUGUGUGGAAAGAUCAGCUUUGAGUUGAUGAGGGAGCCCUGCAUUACACCCAGUGGGAUCACUUACGACCGCAAAGACAUCGAGGAGCACCUACAGCGAGUGGGCCAUUUUGACCCGGUGACACGCAGCCCUCUGACUCAAGACCAGCUGAUCCCUAACCUGGCAAUGAAAGAGGUCAUCGAUGCUUUCAUCAUGGAGAAUGGAUGGGUGGAGGACUACUGAACGAGGGAGGGAGGGAGGGAGAGAGAGAGGGGGAGGAGGAGGAAUCAUUCCAAAAGAAGAACCUGACAUAAAAAGACGACAACAAACCAAACAAGUAUGAUCUGCACUUUAAAGCUGAGACUGGGACCACACUACAGACUGAUACAUCUUCACUAGGACUGAGACUACACCACAGACUGAUACAUCUUCACUAGGACUGAGACUACACCACAGACUGAUACACCUUCACUAGGACUGAGACUACACCACAGACUGAAACACCUUCACUAGGACUGAUACUACACCACAGACUGAUACACCUUCACUAGGACUGAGACUACACCACAGACUGAUACACCUUCACUAGGACUGAGACUACACUACAGACUGCUACACCUUCACUAGGACUGCCAUUAAAUCUCAUUUUGAUCUAUCCA